AAAUCGUGCUCUUAAAAGGUACGUAUGAUCUGCAUUAUAUCAAUUUUUGAAUCUGUUUACAUCUAUACUUUUGUAUUAAUAAAUUUGUUAUAAUAACAUAAUUUUUAAAAAUAUGAUAUUAAGCAGUUGUUUUAUAAAAAAAGUGUGAAAUGAAUAUUUUAUAAUCAAUAAUUAUUGAAUUUCAAAAUAUGUAGUGAACAAAAUGGGCCGUUAUUCUCAUGAACCGGUAAAUGCAAGCAAAUCGUGCAAAGCACGAGGAUCUAAUCUGCGAGUACAUUUCAAGAAUACACAUGAAACAGCACGUGCCAUUAAAAACAUGUCUUUGCGAAGAGCUCAAAAAUAUUUGAAAAAUGUAAUUGAACACAAAGAAUGUGUACCAUUCCGUAGAUUUAAUGGUGGUGUUGGUAGAUGUGCUCAAGCAAAACAGUUUGGUACUACACAAGGUCGUUGGCCUAAGAAAUCAGCAGAAUUUUUACUUCAAUUAUUGAAAAAUGCUGAAAGUAAUGCUGAUGUUGAUGGAUUAGAUCUUGAUCGUCUUGUAAUUAAUCAUAUUCAAGUAAAUCAUGCUCCUUGUCUACGUAGAAGGACAUAUAGAGCUCAUGGUCGCAUUAAUCCUUAUAUGAGCUCACCUUGUCACAUUGAGGUAAUUUUGACUGAAAAAGAAGAUUUUGUAGUGAAGAGUCCAGAAGAAGAACCAUCAAAAAAGAAACUCAGUAAAAAGAAGCUUGCCAGGCAAAAGGAAAAAAUGAUGAGAGAAUAAUUUUUAAUAUUGAAUAUACCAUGAACAAUAAAAAUUACACUGUUUUCUCUAA
Molecule: messenger RNA, 812 nt
Organism: Apis cerana (Asiatic honeybee)
Lineage: Eukaryota; Metazoa; Arthropoda; Insecta; Hymenoptera; Apidae
Gene: RpL17
Product: ribosomal protein L17
Biological process (GO): cytoplasmic translation
Cellular component (GO): cytosolic large ribosomal subunit; ribosome
Molecular function (GO): structural constituent of ribosome
Source: RefSeq, a predicted model, not a curated record